Pogona vitticeps (central bearded dragon) is the source of this 434-nucleotide messenger RNA. RefSeq names its product peptidyl-tRNA hydrolase domain containing 1 (gene PTRHD1). Lineage: Eukaryota; Metazoa; Chordata; Lepidosauria; Squamata; Agamidae. Gene Ontology annotation, molecular function: peptidyl-tRNA hydrolase activity. The record is from RefSeq and is a predicted model, not a curated record.
GAAUGCCGUUCGGCCGCGUCAUCUGUUCUUCCGGCCGGCUGACGGGCAAGAUGGCGGCGGCGCGCCCGCUGGUCCAGUACGUGGUGCUGAGGGGGGACCUGAGGCGGGAGCCGCUCUCGUGGCCCUUGGGGGCCCUGGUGGCCCAGGCCUGCCACGCGGCCCUGGCCGUCGUGCACGCGCACCGCGAUCACCCGGACACCGCCGCCUACCUCGCCCAGGGCGGCAGCAUGAGGACCGUGGUGCUGGAGGCUUUGGAUGAGUGUGCCUUGACAGCUUUAACAGAGACGCUGCAGCAAAACAACAUUGAUCACAACUUGUGGGUAGAACAGCCGGAAAAUAUAGCCACGUGCAUUGCUCUCCGCCCAUACCCAAAGGAGCAGGUACACCAACAUCUGAAGAAAUUCAAACUGCUGAAAUGAGUAGCUGCUUCUCUA